This is a messenger RNA of Trachymyrmex cornetzi, 497 nucleotides long. RefSeq lists its product as uncharacterized. Lineage: Eukaryota; Metazoa; Arthropoda; Insecta; Hymenoptera; Formicidae. The record is from RefSeq and is a predicted model, not a curated record. The transcript is spliced from 2 exons. Bases 1 to 468 code for a protein of 155 amino acids.
AUGUCUGGAAGGAACCCCUAUAGUCCCUGCACACGUACUACACAGAAACCUGAGAGAGGAUAUGAGGGCCUUUAUCCUGUAACUGCAAAAUACCUUAUGCACUACAGCCCUCUGAAGAAGUGGAUGUCAACUACACCACAUUAUCUAGAUAUUGUAUUGACGUUGCUGUGCGCCGUUUGCGGUGUAUUAGGAGAUCGACACUAUAUCGCUAUUCCUGUUGAUGGUAUUGAUGGUAUCGACGUCAUCAAGGUGAAUGCAAUCGCACAUUCAUUAUCAAGGGUAGCAAAACAAACAAAAGCAUAUGUACCAUUCGCUGUAUCUAGUAUUUCUCAUCAAGAUGAUUCCGAGGUUCAGCAGCGUUCCGAGCGAUUGGCAACGCAUGUCCUGGAUUAUGUUGAUUUCGGAGGACAUACCGGCUCCAAUGGAGCUUUCAGUUGGUAUGCUGAUUAUCCGGCUCAUCGUUCGUAAUUUUCUGAAAUAAUAACUUACCGAAACAA